Molecule: messenger RNA, 3725 nt
Organism: Ilex paraguariensis (yerba mate)
Lineage: Eukaryota; Viridiplantae; Streptophyta; Magnoliopsida; Aquifoliales; Aquifoliaceae
Source: the annotation of a GenBank genome assembly
AUGGCAAUGGUAGCUGAGGUCGAGGGAUCAGGCUCGCUCAGUGACAUUGACCACAUAGAGAAGACCAAGACCUUGAUUUUUGCCCUUAACCUUCUCUCUCGUAACCUCCCUCUUCCUCAAGAUGUCUUCGAUGCCGUCUCAUCCAUCUAUCAUGGCGUUGACGACGAUGAAAACGACGGUUUUUUUGCUGCUGCUGAUGGUGACGGUGCCGGUGGAUCUGAUGUUGACGUUGAUAAGGAUAGUUCUGGGAUUUCAAACAAGACGGAUUUGAUGACCGAGUUUGAGGAUGCAUUGGAAAAGCAACGGCCAAAUUGCAUAUCAAGUUUUGGAUUGACUGAAUUGAGGGAAAAUCGUGUCCAGAGCCACAUUGACCGCCGUUUAACUGAACUUGAAGAUUUGUCAACUAGCAGAGGAGAGGACCUACAAUCGAAGUGCUUGCUUGAACUAUAUGGACUAAAGCUAGCACAGUUGCAGAGCAAAGUUAGGUUUGACGUGAGUUCAGAAUACUGGCUUCGUGUAAAUUGUGUGUAUCCUGACAAGCAAUUGUUUGAUUGGGGCAUGAUGCGAUUGCGUCGCCCUCCAUAUGGUGUGGGAGAUGCUUUUACUGUGGAUGCUGAAGAUCCUCUAAAGAAGAAACGGGGUGUUGAGCGGCUGUCAAGAUUAGAGGAAGAGGAAAAGAACCGCGUCGAAACUAGGAAAAGGAAAUUCUUUGCGGACUUACUCAAUGCAGCACGUGAAUUGCAAUUGCAAGUACAGGCUGCUCAGAGACGGCGCAAACAAAGGAAUGAUGGUGUUCAGGCUUGGCAUGGAAGGCAAAGACAACGUGCUACACGGGCAGAGAAAUUGAGGUUCCAAGCUCUGAAAGCUGAUGAUCAAGAAGCUUACAUGAAAAUGGUUGAGGAGAGCAAAAAUGAACGAUUAACAAUGCUUUUGGGAAAAACCAAUGAUCUACUUGUUCGUUUGGGGGCUGCUGUUCAACGUCAAAAAGAUGCUGAACAUGAUGCAAUUGAACCCUUGAAAGGCUCAGACUCUGACCUGCCUGAGUUGUCUACCACAAAGAUUGAAACCCCUGGGGAUUCACUUCCUGAGGAAGAUGAUGAUGCUAUUGAUGACGAGCUUGAUCAGCGUGUUAAGACAGGUGAUCUGCUUCAAGGCCAGCGGCAGUAUAAUUCAGUUGUUCAUUCUAUUGAGGAGAAGGUAACAGAGCAGCCAUCCAUGCUUCAGGGUGGAGAACUAAGACCCUACCAAUUAGAAGGGCUUCAAUGGAUGUUGUCAUUGUGCAAUAACAAUCUAAAUGGAAUUUUAGCAGAUGAAAUGGGGUUGGGAAAGACAAUUCAAACCAUUUCUUUGAUAGCAUAUCUCAUGGAAAACAAGGGUGUGACGGGGCCCCAUCUGAUCGUGGCUCCAAAGGCUGUACUACCAAAUUGGAUACAUGAAUUUUCAACAUGGGCUCCUAGCAUCGUUGCUGUUCUUUAUGACGGACGCCUAGAUGAGAGAAAGGUGAUGAGGGAAGAAUAUUCAGGAGAGGGAAAGUUCAAUGUGUUGAUCACCCACUAUGAUCUUAUUAUGAGAGACAAAGCCUUCCUGAAGAAAAUUCACUGGUACUACAUGAUUGUUGAUGAAGGACAUCGGUUGAAAAAUCAUGAAUCUGCUCUUGCACGAACUCUUGUUUCAGGAUAUCGGAUUCGGCGUAGACUUCUGUUGACUGGUACCCCAAUACAGAAUAGUUUACAGGAACUAUGGUCUCUUCUUAAUUUUCUCCUUCCAACCAUUUUUAAUUCGGUUGAGAAUUUUGAGGAGUGGUUCAAUGCCCCCUUUGCAGACAAAUGUGACGUCUCUUUGACAGAUGAAGAAGAGUUAUUGGUCAUUCGCCGUUUGCACCAUGUUAUAAGGCCAUUCAUAUUGAGGAGGAAAAAGGAUGAGGUGGAGAAGUACCUUCCUGGGAAAACACAGGUCAUAUUGAAAUGUGACAUGUCAGCAUGGCAGAAAGAAUACUAUCAGCAAGUCACGGGUGUGGGAAGGGUUGGGCUGGAUAAUGGAAAUGGGAAGUCUAAGAGUUUGCAGAACCUGUCGAUGCAGCUGAGAAAGUGUUGUAACCACCCAUACCUUUUUGUGGGUGAAUAUAAUAUGUGGCGCAAAGAAGAGAUAGCCAGAGCAUCGGGAAAAUUUGAGUUACUUGAUCGUCUACUCCCCAAACUGCGUAGAUCUGGGCAUAGAGUCCUCCUUUUCUCUCAGAUGACCCGUCUAAUGGAUAUUCUUGAAAUUUAUUUGCAACUUCAUGAUUUUAAAUAUCUUAGACUUGAUGGCUCCACAAAAACUGAGGAAAGAGGUUCUUUGCUAAGGAAAUUCAAUGCUCCAGACUCUCCUUAUUUCAUGUUUCUUCUGAGCACUCGUGCAGGAGGUCUUGGUCUAAACUUACAAACAGCAGAUACAGUGAUAAUUUUUGACAGCGACUGGAACCCCCAAAUGGAUCAACAGGCGGAGGAUCGGGCACAUCGCAUUGGCCAAAAGAAGGAAGUGAGAGUUUUUGUGCUGGUUAGUGUUGGAUCAAUUGAAGAAGUUAUCUUGGACCGUGCAAAACAGAAGAUGGGCAUUGAUGCCAAGGUCAUCCAGGCAGGGUUGUUCAAUACAACUUCAACAGCUCAAGACAGGAGAGAGAUGUUGGAAGGGAUCAUGCGGAGAGGGACGAGUGCACUUGGAACAGAUGUGCCAAGUGAGAGAGAGAUCAAUCGUCUAGCAGCCCGAUCUGAUGAGGAGUUCUGGCUGUUUGAGAAGAUGGAUGAGGAGAGAAGGCAAAAGGAGAAUUACAGAUCUCGUCUCAUGGAAGAACACGAGGUACCAGAUUGGGUGUACGUUGUGCCUGAUAGCAAGGAUGGCAAGGGGAAAGGAUUUGAACAUGAUAUUGGCAAUCUCACUGGAAAGCGACGUAGAAAGGAGGUUGUCUAUAUCGAUACACUCAGUGACUUACAAUGGAUGAAGGCUGUGGAAUAUGGAGAAGACGUAUCUAAGCAGUCAGCGAAAGGAAAAAGGAGGGAGGAUCCUCCUGUCAUGAGCAAUGAAUUGACUAGCAAUAAUGGUGGAGGAGAGAAGGAAGCAUCAGAAUUGAAGGGUGAAACUGUGUCUAUUGCAAGUGAGGCAAUUAGUGAAGAUACCUUUCCCACCUCAAAAAGGUCCAACUCUGAAGCGGUGAAUUCCCUGAAGAGUGAAUAUGAAUGUUUCGAAGAUACAGCAUGGAAGGGGCUGACAUGGAAGCCACAUAAGAGGAAGAGAUCAAGUUUAGUGUCGUGAGUUAAUCUAGUGGUCGCGAUUAGAAUUCUAACAGUGGGGAUGAAUGAAUGUGAGUCUAAUGGCCUACUUGGACACUACCAUGGAGGGAUUCGAUAGUUCUUAUCAUCACAUUGUAACUGCAGCUGCUAUACUUACGUAAACGCCUCAAGGUUUAGUUGUGGCUAUUGGUGUGUUGGCGUGCUCCCUGGUGCAGCAAGUAUGAAAAUGGCCUUCUUCCAGUUAUGUUCUAUGCUUUCUCCACCAUUUCCAUCAAAGUUACGAUUUGUCGCAAUGCCUGUGAGCCUUAUGUUGACCAUGUCAGGUGACAUUUCUAAGCAGUCAGGAGUCUGAACUGUAACCAUUUACUUAAAAUUUAAUGAGUUUUUUUUAGUGUAUGCAAUCAAAUAAAUGAGUUUGUAUGUGCUAUUUGCCUGUCAAACGGGGCGAGCCUUGGUGCA